AUGUCCCCCGAAACUGGAGUACAAGGACAGCGGACUGCCCCGACCCCUGCUGGGAAUGGAAUAUCAGAGCCAGGGAAAGCUGCGCCAGCGAAGAGGACAUUUGACGAGGAUGUACAGUUCAUAUCAUCAAAUCCCGUGAAGAAGAGGAGAGCCUCAGGGCAGGGUCCAGAGCAUCCGAUCAACAAUGUUCAGCCAGUUCAACCACCAUGUUCUUCGGUUCAGGCCAAUGUUGCGGCCACUUGCCAAGCCCCAAGCACCGAUCGGAGUAUCAGUACAGGAAUGACUGGAUUGUCGUCCUAUCCCACAGCUGAGGGGGCCUAUGACAACAGGGGAGCAUCGGUGCCUGCCCUGGAGAACUUUGCCUUCCCCAAGUCGUUCCCCCCGACAUAUGUUCGGCCGCCGCGGGUGUCUGAAGCAGUAUCUCCCAAACAGUUACCCGAAACCCUAGCUCCUCAUCUUCUGGCGGCUGGUGGCUGCCAAACGGCACCAAUGCCUCCCCUGCCGACUGUGGCGCUUGAUCAGAUCUCAUGUCUGGAUGUCAAGGGUCCUUCAAAUCAUGCGGCCAUGGACAUGGCCAGUUUCAACCCCUCAGUUGUACAGCCUCUCGCCCAGUCAGGUUACAUGCAACUGAACCCUCACACUGCCAUGCCAUUCGCCAUGUAUUCGAUGGGUAAUCUGGCUUCGGCCGGACCACCUCCAAGGACGGACGGCGCCAUGCAAAUAAAUAAUUCAAGAGACCCGAAAGCUGCUCCCACCCCUGAAGCAUCCAAGUCGCCUCCAGUACAAGCCCCGAUAGCUCACGGACCGCAGCAGAUGGCACCGCACAAACCACCCUAUAUGCAUAACACACCUCCACCGUCCAGAUCUCCAACUCCAGGCAUAGCAAGCGGCGUAGCGACGUACGUCAUGUCCCCACAAGGUCAUCCCCAUCCAGCGUUAAUCGGAAGACCGCCUGCAAACCACCCAGUGUGCCAUCCCAGCUCGAUGUGUCCGAAGCCAAACGUCAUCCCUCCGAUGCCGCCGACAUCCAACCCACCCACAAGCCGCUCCGGGACACCCGUUCCACCAACCUCAUCGGCAAGCCCCCCAGCGGCCACGACAACGGCGGCGGCGGCGGCGGAACCACCUCUGGCAAAGCAGCCGACACCAGCAGCAGCGACGCCGCCACCUCCCGCGUCCCCCACGGCGCUCGCCAGGCGGAAACACGCGCAGAACCUGCUGGUCGACGUGGCCGAGACGGUGGGGGAGAUAUUCCCCUUCGAGGAGGUGGCGCGGCGCCACGGGGUGCUGCCGCGCAAGGUCGUCGAGGCGCUCGCGGCCGUGGUGCAGGUGCCGCUGCUGCGGUGCGCGACUGACAAGCGGCGGGCCGGGAAGCUGGGUGGCGAGCGCAUGAGGGAGUAUAGGGAGGCUAGGAAGAUGUGGAUGGCUAGGAAGGCUGAGGCGGGGAGGGCGGGGAGGGCGGCGGCGGCUGGUGAGGGUGGCUCUCGCGGGAGAGACGAUGACGUUGUUGCGGUUGGUGCUGGUGCUGGUGCUGCUGAGAGGAAAGCUCAGGGGAAGGAUAGGAAGGAGGCUGGCGUGCCGGCGCCGGCUCCGGCUGCGUUGCAACUGGCUGACAUGUUGCCGCCGACUGAGUUGCCGUCGCCUCUGGCGACCGAGACUUUCACGGGGCCUUGGUAA
This is a messenger RNA of Phialemonium atrogriseum, 1677 nucleotides long. RefSeq lists its product as uncharacterized. NCBI's taxonomy places the organism in Eukaryota, Fungi, Ascomycota, Sordariomycetes, Cephalothecales, Cephalothecaceae. Bases 1 to 1677 code for a protein of 558 amino acids. The record is from RefSeq and is a predicted model, not a curated record. The transcript is spliced from 3 exons.